Durio zibethinus is the source of this 2769-nucleotide messenger RNA. RefSeq names its product protein MOS2-like. Gene Ontology annotation, cellular component: spliceosomal complex. Gene Ontology annotation, molecular function: nucleic acid binding. Gene Ontology annotation, biological process: mRNA splicing, via spliceosome. The record is from RefSeq and is a predicted model, not a curated record. Lineage: Eukaryota; Viridiplantae; Streptophyta; Magnoliopsida; Malvales; Malvaceae.
CGGGGUGCUGAACACGGUUUUGACCCCAACCGUACCGCGUCUUGACUCAUUUGAAUCCAAGCGAGGCGUAAAACAUUAUUCAACUAUCAAAAAGCCAGUCGCAAAGUCGAGAAUAGUAAUUUGGGGCGGUUUUCUUCCUUUUUUUAUAUUAUAUUUUUUUAUCCAUCUUUCGCUGCUCAGUCUGACUUUUCCGACGGUGUUCCAAUUUGACCCAUCCCUUCCAUCAAGAUCCAACACAAACUUGCUACCGCUUUCAGUUGAGUUUCCAUACGACGCCGCUCUAUCUCUCUCGCCAUGAAACUAUCCUUCUCUCUCCCUCCCAAACCAAAACCCACCCAAAAAGCGCCCACUCAGAACGCUUCCGCCCACGAAGACCAAAACCACAAAGAAUUCGUCACUGAAUUCGACGCCUCCAAAACCCUAUCCGACCCCAACUCCAAAUCCUCAUUCGUAAUCCCUCCCAAACAAAACGAAUGGCGCCCCUACAAGAAGAUGAAGAAUCUCGACCUCCCUCUCCAAUCCGACGCGUCUCGUGAUCUCCAAUUCGAGCUCGAUUCCUCAUCUCAUUUUCCCCACCCCGACUCCAAAAUCUCUUACGGUCUCAAUGUACGCAACAACUCCACCAAGGAUGACGCGGAGGACAAACAGGGAUUUCCCGAAUCCGCAGCUUCGGUCGAGACGGUCCUUCUCCAGAGUUUAAAAGAGGAUUUGAAGAGGUUGCCCGAGGAUCGAGGGUUUGAGGAGUUCGAGGAUGUUCCGGUGGAGGGUUUCGGUAAGGCUUUGCUUGCUGGGUACGGGUGGGUCGAAGGGAGAGGAAUUGGGAAAAACGCAAAGGAAGAUGUUAAAGUAAAGCAGUACGAGAGAAGAACCGACAAAGAAGGCCUAGGGUUUAGUUACAAGGAAACUAAAGAAAAAUUUCACGGUUUCAUGAAUGUCAAAGAUAAUCUUGACAAAGAAAAACGGGUAAAGGAGGAUGGAGACGGGUUUUUUGUUGGGACAGAUGUGAGAGUGAUUGAAGGGAGAGAAAUGGGUUCGAAAGGUACAAUCGUGGAGAAAUUGGGUGGUGGUUGGGUUGUUUUGAAGUUGAAGAACAGCGAAGAGGAAGUUAAAGUUCGGAUUUUUGAGAUUGCUGAUUUGGGUUCAAGGGAAGAAGAAAAGUGUUUGAGGAAAUUGAAGGAGUUGAAGAUUAGGAAAGGCAAAGAUUCGAAACACAAGCGGGAUGAAAGAAGGCAUAGCAAACAGAUUGGAAAGAGUGAGAAAAGGAUCGAAACGAAAGUUAAUGGUGAUCGAGGCGUUUCUUGGCUUACAAGUCACAUUAGGGUUCGGAUUAUUAGUAAAAAUUUGGAAGGGGGAAGGUUGUAUUUGAAGAAAGGGCAGGUGAUGGAUGUUGUUGGACCGUAUAUGUGUGAUAUAUCAAUGGAUGAGAGUAAGGAGUUGAUUCAAGGGGUUGAGCAGGAGCUGCUUGAGACUGCAUUGCCACGGCGUGGUGGUCCAGUUGUUAUUUUGUAUGGUAGACAUAAGGGUGUCUAUGGAAGUUUGAUAGAGAAGGAUUUAGAUCGAGAAACGGGUGUUGUAAGAGAUGCUGAUAGUCAGGAAUUGCUGAAUGUGAAACUUGAACAGAUUGCUGAGUACAUGGGGGAUCCAAGCUAUCUUGGGUAUUGAUCAUGGCAUUUGCCUUCUCUACUGGAACUAAUCCAUGGCAUGCCCUCUGAUACAAUCAAUAGGUAUUUUGUGCUAAACUGUGCCCUUAUGUAUAUCAACUAUCUCUGUCAUCUAUUCUUAUGAAAAAUACUGAAUUAUCUGUUGUUUGGUAAAAAAUUUUAAGGACUCCUGCUGUACUUUUAUUCAUUCUUAAAAUAAGCUUUCUCCAUUAGUGUUCAAAAGCAAAAAGCAUUCAAAUUAUAGAUUAAGAUUCCUUUCAAAUUGAAAGGGUGGAUGUUCUCUUUUCCUCACCUCUACAUGUCCCCUACCGGCCUACCUUGAUCCCACCAUGAACCUAAAGAAGAAUUGCAAGACCCCAAACUUCUGUAAUUACUGAGGAUGUUGACUGAAUCUAAUAACGAAAGUAAAAUGAACAAAACCUUGAAAGUGCUCUUCUUUAUGUUUAUUUCCGAAACUGAUAGCUGGUAUUUAUCUUGGCUUGUUCUGCCAUCUGUUUUCUUUCUCUGAUUCGUCCCUACCAAGCACUGUAUGGUAAAAUAGACUAACGUUAAGGAGAAAGGAUACUUAAAGAGACAAAAGAGCGUUCAUUGUGACACUGCAGGUUCGAGUAGCAAGGAAAACUUGCAAAAGCAUGGGUUAAUUUAGUGAUUGAUGAUAACCUAUUGAAAUUAUUUUGAUGAUCGAUCAAUUAAGCAAAUUAAAUUUAGUUUGAUCGGUUAAUUUUAUUUUUAAACACCCUUAACCCCAUGCACAAUGGUAAGUUUGUUUAAGUAGCAAAGAGAACUGUAAACGCAUGGGUUAAUAGUCCCUUGAUACACAAUAUGGAAGUCUCAUGCACUUCACCCCAUUCCGCUUUAAGUAUUUGUAAAUUCAAUUUGGAUGUUGUGGUUUAUGAUUGAAGCUGUGUGUAGAUUUUUUUUAUAUUUGAAGCUGAUAGGGAUUGAAUGUUAGUCGUUGAAAUUAAAAGUUUAAUACCCCAAUAAACAGGUAACACCAUUGUAUGUAAACUGAUAUUUGAUAUUUGAGACUCUGUAAAAUGAUGUUUGUGUUUGAGCGAAAGUUGAGUAUUUAAAUGGGAGAAAAUAUGAAAAUGCAAAGGAGGUCGGA